AUGUCCAAGUCGAAGCAGAAGCGCAAGCAGCAGAGCCAGCAGCAGCAGCUCGGCGCGCUGAAGAAGGCCAAGACGGGGCACUCCGCCGCGACGACGACCCCGGUUCUGCCCACCGUCGGAGCCGCCUUCGAGCCCAAGUUCCUCAGCACGGUGGUCCCGGAGGAGGACCUCGAGAUCACGGUCGACACGCUGAGGGCGCUGGUGGAGAACCCGGGGCUGAUCAAGUCCAAGGCGUGCAAGGACCUUAGGACGGCCGUGUUCGAGUUUCGGAAGGCGUGUACCACUGGGUUCAAUGCUGCAGCCGACGCAAACCUAACCUCCCGCAUCAGCGGUGCUCUCGCAGACGGCGGCCACACCGAGGCGCGCAUCCUCCUGGCCGAGAUGCGCAUCCGGGGGCAGGCCCCGAAGCUGGGCGCCCUGUGCCGGUGGGUGCGCGACCUGGACGUCAUCAGCGGGUUGGCGGAGCAGCGCGAGGGCAGGAGUAGGCGCACCGAGGCGCAGGCCGAGACGCUCAAGGUCCUGGAUGCCAUCUUGCGUGUGACGGGGCCGGUGGACCACUCCUCGGCCCCGCCGCCCGCUGACAGUGCAGACAACUCACCUCCAGGCGACUCCUCCGAGCCCGGCCCGCUGGCCGUCAGGCCGGCAUGGGACCUCCGCGACACCACGCGCCCGCGCAGGGUGGUCUACGACUCCGUGCUGGACGGGACCCUAGCGGCGUCCAUGCCGCCAGGCACGCGGGCGCAUUUCCGCGUGAUCCAGACGGUCCCAGGCCCAGAACGCAACCCGCCGAACCAGCACCCAGCGACGGUCUGGGCCUCACGGGACGGUGCGAUUGCGCUAGCCGCGCCCUCGUCCCUCGAUGCCCCGGCAACAACACACCACUCGCACCCGACUGUGCCGGGGCUGCAUCUCCUCCGCGACGUGCUCUCCCCGGACGAGUGCGGGCGGAUCGUAGGCGCGGCCGAGGCGGUCGGGUUCGCGCCCGACGCGCCGGUGCGGCCUGGCGGAGACAGCGUUGCUGCGGCCACGGAGAACAGCGUGCUGGCGCAUAACUUCUACUGGGUCGCGGAUGAGGAGUUCUGCCCGCGUUCUCUGGGGCCGGGUGGGGCCGUUCGUGCCGGAGCGGGUGGGCGGGCGCAAGACGGCGCCUGGCCCCCCUCAGGCAUCCUCCCCGACGACACAUACCAGUACGACGCCAGCCCUCCCGACGCCAAGCAGUCGUCGCUCUUCACAUUCCUGGUCUACCUCAACGACGAGUUCUCGGCCGGCGAGACGACCUUCUUCCUCCCCUCGGCGCGCGAGGGCACCCUCAACGCGUACCCCGUGAAGCCGAUCCAAGGUAGCGUGGCCAUGUUCCCGCACGGCGAGACGGAAGGGAGCCUGCUGCACGAGGGGACGGGGGUGCGGCGCGGGGAGAAGCCGUCGGCCAAGUAUGUUAUCCGGACGGAUGUGGAGUAUGAUGUUGAUCCCGGGAGGGAUUAG
Messenger RNA from Diaporthe citri, 1482 nucleotides. RefSeq lists its product as uncharacterized. The transcript has 3 exons. The record is from RefSeq and is a predicted model, not a curated record. Gene Ontology annotation, molecular function: L-ascorbic acid binding; oxidoreductase activity, acting on paired donors, with incorporation or reduction of molecular oxygen; iron ion binding. NCBI's taxonomy places the organism in Eukaryota, Fungi, Ascomycota, Sordariomycetes, Diaporthales, Diaporthaceae. The coding region runs from base 1 to 1482 and encodes 493 amino acids.